This is a messenger RNA of Myxocyprinus asiaticus (Chinese sucker), 2463 nucleotides long. Its product is annotated as calcium-binding and coiled-coil domain-containing protein 2-like. The record is from RefSeq and is a predicted model, not a curated record. The coding region runs from base 146 to 1774 and encodes 542 amino acids. The transcript is spliced from 14 exons. Lineage: Eukaryota; Metazoa; Chordata; Actinopteri; Cypriniformes; Catostomidae.
UAGUGGCGCUUGGAGAACUACAGAUCCCAUGUUUACAUUCGGUUCCCAUUUAUAGCAACAGAAGUGUAUUUCAGUGCCCGUUCAACACGGUCUUGGUUGCGACAGAAGGAGGUUCAGGUGACUGUGUUGCUCAUAAAUCCCCGGAAUGAAUGACAGAACGGAGGAAGAGACGAUCCCUGCUGUGAUGGAAACAUCAUCAUUCUCGCAGGUAGUUUUCAACGACGUACCACCAACGUAUCCUCCAAACACCGCAGUGACGUGCCGGUACACUCUCACCGGUGGCCUGCAGCCGAACUCGAGAGACUGGAUCGGCAUCUUCAAGGUUGGUUGGAAUUCAACCAAGAUGUAUUUGUGCUAUGUAUGGGUGGAACCUUGCCUGGACCAUGUCGGACUUGAGCCAGUCUCGCAACAUGUGGUUUUCAAAGAGAGCAACCUACUCAAGGAUGAUGGGGAGUUUUACCAGUUCUGCUAUGUGGAUAGCAGCGGUCGUGUCAAAGGAGCCAGCACGCCAUUCUGCUUUCAAAAUCCAGCAGAAACCAGUCUUGAUUGUAGCUUGGAGAAGGACAUCUUAGUUGUAACAACACAGGAGCAGGCAGAAAAGAUGGAAAAGGAGAAAGAGGACUUUGUGAAAGAGAUCGAUUCCUUAAAAGAAAUAAAUGAGAUCCUGAGAAAUGAGCUGGAUGAAAGACUGCAUGAAAUCUGCUGUCUCAGGAGCUGCCUAGAUGAUUUGAAGUCAAAAGAUAAACUGGAAACACCACUGUCAGAUGUACAGGAUUACAAUGCCACUGAAGAGUCACUGAGCCUUCUUCAAGAAAAGUGUGAGAAAGCUGUUCGAAAGAUCAACAUGCUGAAGGGGGAAAAGGCUGAGUUACAGCAAAAGGUUGAACUCCAGGAAGCAGAGGCCCUCAAACAAAAUACCAUGCUGAAAGAGACAGAGCAAAAUUAUUACAAACUACAGGACCGUGUUCAGUUGCUACAGGUGGAUGUGCAAAGCAGCAGGAAAGACAAUGAAAAAUUGCAUGCAGAAAUCCAGGAGCUCAUUAAAGAGAAAAAGACCCUAGAAGAUCUGAAAGAUGAAAACAAAUCAUUACAUGCAUCCAUAUCGGAGCGAGGGGGAGAAGAGAACAAUAAAGAAGUACAGAUUCAGGCCCUGCUCACUCAGCUGACAGAAGCCAGGAGGCUGCUACAUAGAGAAAUGCAGAAUUGCAAAGAAGCCAACAAACGUGCAGAAGGAGCCGAGCAGGAAUUGAAGACAGUGAAAAAGGAGCUGGCAGAGAUGGCUGUGAAUUUGGCUGAGGGCGAGAAAACCAGUCAAAUCCAGGCACAGCUUCAUACUGCACAGGACAAAAUUUAUGAAAUGGCUGAGACAUCAAGAUUAGACAGAGAGAAUCUCAUUAAAAAAAAUGAGAAACUGCAGGCAGAAGUAGCAAAACUGCACAAGGCAUUGUUUGACUACCAGCUCGCAUCUGUUGCCGCCAUGUCUGAGCAACUACCAAACCCUCAAAGCCCACCUGCAUUGGCCAACACGCAGGAGCAAACAUACACAUCUGACUCUCACUACUAUGAGAGCAUCGAUGACUUGACUGGAGAUCCAGCAGGAACAGAGAGCAAGAUGAGGGUGUGCCAGCAUUGUCAGGAGAGCUUUCCUAGAAUCGGCGAGGAUGAACUAGCACAGCACGAGCAGUCUCACAAAGUGUGUCCAUUCUGCACUCUGAUCUGUGAUGAUUGGGAUCAGCAAGCGUUUGAAGACCACGUCUAUAGUCAUGAGGACUAGUCAAGUCCUGUUCUGUAUCUGCUAUACUGUCUUUAGGAAAGUAUGGUAGUGGCACUGGUUAAAGUACUGAAUGAUCCAGGAUUUCUAGAUAUAUGCAUUGCAUGUCUUUUAUUAUUAGCAAUUAUACAACAGCUGUUUUUCAUCCUCUAAUUUAAUUGGACAAGCAGCUUUCCAAGAGUGCUUGGUAUUUUAAGAUAACAGCGCUGGGACUUUUCACUCUUUGUAUCACUUUACUCGUCUGUCCGCCACGUUCCAGACAGCUGUCUGUGCAACUUGGUGACACGCAAAGAUUGAUGCUUAGUCUUCUUUGAGAACUAUUUUCGUUAGCGGAGAAAAAAAAAACUAUACAAAUUGGUGAAAUUUUGUUUGAAACGCAAGUCAAAAUAUACAUUUAUAGUUUACAGAAAUGUUGUAUGAAAGCAAUAUUACACUUGCAGUCAUGCUGUACUGAUAUUUGCUGCAACAGAACUCUUGAUGAUGUGAUAUUUCUUAAUUAUUGGAUGGCUCUCUGGAAUACUUGAUUCUGAUUGGUCAGUCGUGGCAAUCUGUGGUAAGAUACUUUUCUGUAAUGAUCACAUAACUGUAGAAUUGACUGUUGUCCAAGGCAGCUCUUAUCCAAGAUAGCUGUGCUAGUUUCAUGUAUCUCAACGGUCACUUUCUUCUCACAUAAUAAAAUAACUUAAAUUCAA